AUGGACCCUAUGGAUAAUGCACUAGUGGAUGCACUAGUGGAACAAGUGAAUCUCGGAAGAAAGAGUGAUAUUGAAUUCAAACUUGAGGCAUAUAAGGCCACAAUAACUGAAAUCUUUGAUAGAUGUGGUGUUCAUAUAGAGAACAAACACAUCUCAAACCGUUUGCGUACAUUGAAGAGAUUUUAUUGGGCUGUGCAAGAUAUGUUCAAUGCUUCCGGGUUUACCUGGGAUAGUGAGAUGAAAAUGGUGACAGCAACAGACAACGUAUGGAAUGGGUACAUUGUGUCACAUCCAUUCGCCGAAAAAGUCUAUGGGAAACAUAUUGAAAGAUACACUGAUCUGACAUUCAUGUUCAGCAACGACAGUGCUCAUGGGUCAUUUGCGACCACCACUUACUUGUCACCAGUUUCUGAUCAACGUCGAUCUAGAAAUGAAUUCAAUAUUGACUCUAAUUCUGAUGAUUAUGAGACUGAGAUUGUUCGCCUUUCAUCUAAUUCUGGGGAUGACCACGACAUUGGUUUAGCCAUUCGUGCCCACGAUGGAUCACAGCUGGUACACAGGGUUAGUACAGUACCUGUAGAGACCUCUAGGGGCUCAAAAAGCACUCACUUAACUGCUAUAGGUUUUACCCGACAAAAAAGGAGAAAGCCGAGUGAUGUCAUCGGUGACAGAAUGGGUGAAGUGGUUGAAGCUGUCAAGUCCCUUACUAUCACAAUGUCUUAG
Messenger RNA from Magnolia sinica, 723 nucleotides. RefSeq lists its product as uncharacterized. Lineage: Eukaryota; Viridiplantae; Streptophyta; Magnoliopsida; Magnoliales; Magnoliaceae. The transcript is spliced from 2 exons. Bases 1 to 723 code for a protein of 240 amino acids. The record is from RefSeq and is a predicted model, not a curated record.